Messenger RNA from Drosophila ficusphila, 3357 nucleotides. RefSeq names its product oxysterol-binding protein-related protein 9. Lineage: Eukaryota; Metazoa; Arthropoda; Insecta; Diptera; Drosophilidae. The record is from RefSeq and is a predicted model, not a curated record. Gene Ontology annotation, cellular component: cytosol; membrane; intracellular membrane-bounded organelle. Gene Ontology annotation, molecular function: sterol binding.
UAAUCGAACAAUUUCAACUUGUGAGACCGAUGUUUUUGUUUUCCAAGCGAGCGAAGCUGCUGUGACAGAUUGCGGGUGCGAGUUGUGGAGCAACAUUGCGUCAUCAUCGGCUCCUGGCCAGAUAAGAGCUCGCAAAUCGAGCCAAGCGAUCGCCGGCGACACGGAACGCCACUGGGGAAGAAGACGAAGACGGAUCAGUGGAGGGGGAGGGGGCGGUGGUCGAGUCACGGGAACUGGAGGACAUGGCCAGCAGCGGUGGAAGCGCUCCCAGCCUGGGAGUCCCUGCUGGUGCAGCCGGAGGCUCGGGGGCCACUGGCACUUUGGAGGGCACGCUGAGCAAGUGGACAAACGUAAUGAAGGGAUGGCAGUACCGUUUCUUCGUGCUGGACGAGAACGCCGGACUGCUGUCAUACUACACGUCGAAGGAGAAGAUGAUGAAGGGCGUGAGGCGGGGCUGCGUGCGCUUAAAGGACGCGCUGAUCGGGAUCGACGACCAGGAGGAUAACACGUUUACGAUCACCGUAGACCACAAGACCUUCCACUUCCAGGCGCGACACAGCGAGGAGCGGGAGCAGUGGGUUCGCCGACUGGAGGACACCAUUCGUCGCCACGCGAACCGGUCGCGUCUGUGGGACAGCCAAAGCGCCUUCUACAUCGCCGGCGGCUACACGAGGGAGGUGGGCGGACCCGGGGCAGGCGGCAGACGACCCAACCACCUGGAGCUCUUGGCGCGCCGCGUUUCCGAGGCGGAUGCCUACCUCCAGCUGAUGAUUGAGCAGACGAACUUGCUGGACAAACGCAUUGCGGAGCUGACCGACCCGGCGGAGCAGAUCAAGUGCAAGGCUCUGCAGGACAACGCAAGUGCCAUGCUGGAUCACAUCAAGCACUCGAUUGUCAGCCUGCAGAUCGCCAAGAAUAUGGCCCACCCCAUCAACGGAAUCUACAACGGGCCGCCGGCCACUGCCUCGACCAGUUCCUCGGCCAGUGGAGCGGCGACCACGGGCAGCAGCAACAACGUCCAGGCAGGCGGCCUGAAGGUGCCCCUGGAGGGCGCCAAGGGUGAGCUGGGCGACGACGAGGACGACUCGGCCACUGAGAACGCCACCACCGCUCCUCUCGGCCUGGUUGUGCCGGAGACCUCCUAUUCGAGCAGCGAGGGCGAGGAGGACUUCUACGAUGCCUACGACGAUCCCUUCACCAGCCUAGGCAGCUCCCCGAUUGGCUGCGCCACGCGUGGCUUCUCGGAAACCACGUCGCCCAGCCACGAGAAGGGUCCGGACGGCUUCGCUGGCUGCGAGCCAGUGCUUUCGGGCGAGCCAGCCGCCCCCCCGCUGCCGGAGAUCGAGGAGAGCGCGGCCGAUGCGGAUGCCAGCAUCAACACGGCCAGGACCGCGGCCAGCUCCCGAAGUGCCAGCUACGAUAAUGGAAUAGACUACGACGCCUUAUACGAGGAGGAGGAGGAGACGGACCUCAGCAUGGAGGCGCACGGCUCGAUGAUCACGCACCUGCUGUCGCAGGUCAAGAUCGGGAUGGACCUCACGAAAGUGGUGCUGCCCACGUUCAUCCUCGAGCGCCGCUCGCUGUUGGAGAUGUAUGCCGACUACUUUGCACAUCCCGAUCUGUUCUUGAAAAUCUCGGAUCUGGAAGAUCCGCGCGACCGCAUCGUCCAGGUCUGCCGUUGGUACAUGAGUGCCUACCAUGCGGGUCGCAAGAGUGCUGUGGCCAAGAAGCCCUACAACCCUAUUUUGGGCGAAGUCUUUCAGUGCCAUUGGGACAUUCCGGGGGAGACCGAGGAUGCCCAGGAGGUGCGCGACGGCCCAGUGCCUUGGUGCCGCCGGGAUCAGCUCACCUUUUUAGCGGAGCAGGUGUCGCACCACCCGCCAAUUUCUGCCUUCUAUGCGGAGCAUUACAAUAAGAAGAUAACGUUUGCGGCCCAUGUCUGGACCAAGUCGAAGUUCUUGGGCCUCUCGAUCGGAGUCCACAACAUUGGCGAGGGGGUUGUCACCCUCGUAGAUCGCAGCGAGGAGUACAUAGUGACCUUCCCCAACGGCUACGGCAGGUCCAUUUUAACGGUGCCUUGGAUUGAGCUCGGCGGCUCGGUGGAAAUCAAGUGCCCGCAGUCGGGCUACUACGCCAACGUGGAGUUCCUCACGAAGCCCUUCUACGGCGGCAAGCGCAACAGGGUCUCCGCUGAGGUCUAUGCGCCCAACGAGAAGAAGCCCUUUGUCUCGAUUGCCGGCGAGUGGAGCGGCCUGAUGGAGGCCAAGUGGCACGACAAAAACAAAACCGAAGUAUUCGUCGACGUAAAUCGCAUACCCAUAUUUAAGAAACAAGUUCGACCAAUCGUUGAGCAGGAUGAGUACGAGUCGCGACGCGUUUGGAAGGAAGUGACAGCGGGACUCAAGUUCAACGACAUCGAGCGCGCCACCACCGCCAAGUUCGUGGUGGAGCAGCAGCAGCGUGACCAGGCAAAGGUGCGCAAGGAGUACGAUUUGGCUUGGGAGCACAAGCACUUCAAGCCCGUGGGCGACAACUGGAUCUACGCCAAGCCGCUGAGCCAGCGCAUGUAUCUGCAGGAGAAGGAGGCCAAGAGAUAAUGCCAGCGCCGGGCGUCGAGAGCAACAACACCAAAAUCGCCUAUAUAUAUGGAUCAUAUCAAGAACGAGCCUCAACUGUAUGUUUAAUUCCACAAGUGCGCAAACCCCUGAACACUGGCGAGCCAACGUAACGAAUGCAGGAAAAAAUGGAGGGAGGACGUGGUCUCCAGUGUCUGUUUAUUAAUUGUAAAUAAUGUACACGAACAACCAGGCAGCGAAACAGAAGGAGCUCUGCUCAUAAGGUUGAAACACGAGUAAAGCUCGACAGCUCACCAGAGACAGACAAAACAAAGACACUCACAGUUUCUACACACAAUUAACGAUUAUUAUUUACUACUAAGUACUAGAGUGUUUCAAAGGCAAUCGCAGUAAACUGCAACACAAGAACACCUAUUCAAUACCUUUUCAUACUAACAUUUAUUAACUAGCAACAAUGAAGAGGAAAACCAAUACAUAAAGGGAUAUAUCAAAAGUUGUAGAUUACGAAAUGAUAGAGAUUUAAGGAUAGAAAUUCUAUUUUUGAAAUAAAAGACUCUGCUAUAGACGAAAUACAAUACCGACACGCUAGUAUCUGAUGGAUACUGCCUCUACGUUUGUUUCCCAGACCCCAACAGACAUCCAGAAAACGGUGCACAAUGAUUUUCCAAUCGCAUAGUUUUAAUCAAAUUCAAUUAUACGAUUACCUCUAGUAUUAUGUUUCGAAUUCCACUUGUCACAAUGAAUAAAGCUUUACUAACAGUCCGCUGCUAAUACUCCUUGA